Juglans microcarpa x Juglans regia is the source of this 855-nucleotide messenger RNA. Its product is annotated as anthocyanidin 3-O-glucosyltransferase 7-like. Gene Ontology annotation, molecular function: UDP-glycosyltransferase activity. Bases 1 to 855 code for a protein of 284 amino acids. Lineage: Eukaryota; Viridiplantae; Streptophyta; Magnoliopsida; Fagales; Juglandaceae. The transcript has a single exon. The record is from RefSeq and is a predicted model, not a curated record.
AUGCGCUUCGGGGACUUACCCCCAGAAGUACUUCAAGAAAUACUUCAAGGUAAUGACCCAAAUUGUUCUCCAAUUUUCGCACGCACACUGCGCAGAAUUAGGGAAGUCCUGCCACGAGCAAAUGCUGUUGUGAUGAACUCUUUCCAAGAACUAAACUCAACCAUACUCACCGAUGAUCUCAAGUCCAAGUUCCAAGACAUUCUGUACGUGGGAUUUCUCACCUUAAUAGUCCCAACUCCACCCCUACCACCAUCGUAUACAGACGCCACAGGCUGCCUCCCAUGGUUGGACGAGCAAAAGCCAACAUCGGCAGCAUAUAUAAGCUUUGGAACACUGGCGGCGGUACCACCCCACGAGUUUGCAGCUUUAGCAGAGGCGCUGGAAGCGAGUUGCGUUCCUUUUCUUUGGUCUCUUAGGGAAAACUUCAAAGCAUUUCUGCCGAAUGGGUUCCUCGAGAGGACAAGGAAACAAGGAAAAAUAGUUCCCUGGGCACCCCAGGCUCAUGUCUUGUCACAUAAAGCAGUAGGCGUGUACAUUACACACUGUGGGUACAACUCUGUGUUUGAGAGCAUUGUCGGAGAGGUUCCGAUGAUCUGCCGGCCGAUCUUAGGUGACAAUAAGAUGAACGGACGGAUGGUAGAGAACGUGUGGGAGAUAGGGGUUAGGGUUGAGGGAGGGGUGUUUACAAAGAAGGGAAUGGUCAAGAGCUUGGAGCUCGUUCUGGGACAUGAUCAACAUCGAAGGAGGAUGAAGGAGAAGAUCAGAGAUCUUAAAGAGCUUGUAGUGAAAGCUGCCGGACCUGAUGGGAUUGCUUCCAAAGAUUUCAAGACUUUGCUUGAGCUAAUCUCUCAAUAA